GAAGAUUUUCUCAAAAGGGUAUUCAUGACUUUUCGUUUUUUCUAUUCUGUGCAAGGAAUGAAUAGGACCCAAAAACAGCACCGAAGUUGAAGGAGCGCGGGAAGCGGAGUUGAAAAGCUAACAGUGGCGGACAAUGAAAACUAAAAAGUGCACCGCCACGUAAUCUUCACUCUCAAGUCAAGAGAAGAGAUAUUUUCGAUGCGCGAAAAAAAAAUAUCUGCUUCUCCUUGGUGAUAGUCGGCUUGUUUACCUGACGUGGCAACUGACACGUGUAAAAGCGGUGACAACUGUAACUUUCUUUUGUCCUCAAAGGCCAAACCCACCUCCAUUUCAUCACAUAUUCUACUUCCUCUCUCUUCCGUUGCGUCCUAUCUUCUCCCUCUAUGUCUGUAUAUCUGCCUCUAAAUCUGCCCUCUAAUCCUUUAAUUUAGUGAAGAUAUAGACAUGGAAGGUUGCAGAAGUGAAAUUCGGGCGCGUUCACAAUCUUCUGAAUCAACGGGCGGCGAUUCAGGCGAUUUUGAUCCACAGGGAUUGCAGAUGACAGAAACUAUGUCUAUAGAGUGGACAAACGAGAAGCAUAGCCUUUACCUUAAAUCCAUGGAAUCAUCAUUUGUAAACCAAUUAUAUAACUCCAUGGAUCUUCUUGGUAGGCAAUUGCAGAAGGAGAUGUCAGAUCCCGAAUCAUCACAGCAAGAACAUAGUAACACUCGUGCUCCGUCUGGCCAGUUUAAGGUUCUUCGGGGUGGUUGCUGGCAGAAAAUCAACUUUCAAAGGCCUGAUUCACAAGCGAACAUCACAAAUGAACCCAAUGGCGAACUGAUAAGUCCAUGGAUCCAGCACUUUAGGCCUAGAAGAAAGCCUCAAGAAAGUGCUGCAUCCCAUAGACAAGCAACCAGCUCAAGCAGGAAUGAGGUGACUUCCAGUGGAAAAGCAAAUUGUUCAAAACAUUCUCCUCUAUGCCACUGCUAUUCACGCAAUCAUGGCCUUCUUGACAGCAAUACAGAGGUGUCCGAUCAAAAUUUUGUGGAUGAAGUUUUUAAAAGUGAAAGAGGAAGCAGCACAUGCAGCUCAAAAAGGAUGAAAACUCAGACGAUGGGUACUUCAAUUAAUGACCAGGAGCACACUAGCUCACAUAAAAAUGAACUGUUGUAGUCCCACAUUAUCCAUGUCUAGUUACUUUCACAGGUUGUUCCAUUUGGAAAACCAUCUGUGACAGAAGAUACUGCUGAGAAGUGAGAAGUGUAUUUCUGCAACUAGAUAAAUGAUCUGCACCAUUGACUGGCAAUUAAUGGACCUGGCUGGUUUGGUUCGGACGGCUGUUCUCUAGACCUGUGAAGAGAUUGAAGGAACUCUGUUAACUUUACAUUCUUGUAGCAAUUCCGGAUGGGUAGGUGGGUGCCAGUUCGAGGGAUUUUUGAAUAGCGGAUUUGUCCAUAUGGUUACAAUUGGCACUAGUUUUACGCUGCUGUGAGGAAUCCUCUGUCACAGUGGUCUAUGAAUUUUUUUUUUUUUUUUUUUUUUUUUAACUCUGGU
Jatropha curcas is the source of this 1533-nucleotide messenger RNA. RefSeq names its product cold regulated protein 27 (gene COR27). The record is from RefSeq and is a predicted model, not a curated record. Lineage: Eukaryota; Viridiplantae; Streptophyta; Magnoliopsida; Malpighiales; Euphorbiaceae. Gene Ontology annotation, biological process: response to cold; regulation of circadian rhythm.